CUCUCCCACCUCUCUCUACCCGGGAAUGUCUAGGCGAAAGCAGCGGAAACCCCAACAGUUAAUCUCGGACUGCGAAGGUCCCAGCGCGUCUGACAACGGUGAUGCUAGCGAGGAGGACCAUCCCCAAGUCUGUGCCAAGUGCUGCGCACAAUUCACUAACCCGACUGAAUUCCUCGCUCACCAGAAUGCAUGUUCUACUGAACCCCCUGUAAUGGUGAUAAUUGGAGGCCAGGAGAACCCCAACAACUCUUCGACCUCCUCUGAACCCCGGUCUGAGGGCCAUAGUAGCCCGCAGGUCAUGGAGACAGAGCACAGCAAUCCCCCGGAUUCUGGGUCCUCAGUGCCCACAGAUCCCUCCUGGGGGGCAGAGCGGAGAGGAGAGGAGUCUGCAGGGCAUUUCCUGGUCGCUGCCACAGGUACAGCAGCUGGGGGAGGUGGGGGCCUGAUCUUGGCCAGUCCCAAGCUGGGAGCCACCCCUUUACCUCCAGAGUCCACCCCUGCACCGCCCCCUCCUCCUCCUCCUCCACCUCAGCCCCCAAGUGUAGGCAGUGGCCACUUGAACAUCCCUCUGAUCUUGGAAGAGCUCCGGGUGCUGCAGCAGCGCCAGAUCCAUCAGAUGCAGAUGACUGAGCAAAUCUGCAGGCAGGUACUACUGCUUGGCUCCUUAGGCCAGACGGUGGGUGCCCCUGCCAGUCCCUCAGAGUUACCUGGGACAGGGACCGCCUCCUCCACCAAGCCCCUGCUUCCACUCUUCAGCCCCAUCAAGCCUGUCCAAACUGGCAAGACGCUGGCACCUUCCUCCUCUUCCACCUCCUCCGCCUCAGGAGCAGAAACAUCCAAGCAGGCUUUCUUCCAUCUUUACCAUCCACUGGGGUCACAGCACCCUUUUUCUGCUGGAGGGGUUGGGCGAAGCCACAAACCCACACCUGCCCCCUCCCCGGCCCUGCCAGGCAGCACAGACCAGCUGAUGGCCUCACCUCAUCUGGCAUUCCCAGGCACCACAGGACUACUGGCAGCACAGUGUCUUGGGGCAGCCCGAGGCCUCGACGCCACUGCCUCCCCAGGGCUCCUGAAGCCAAAGAACGGAAGUGGUGAGCUGGGCUAUGGGGAAGUGAUGGGUCCCUUGGAGAAGCCUGGUGGACGGCACAAAUGCCGCUUUUGUGCCAAAGUGUUUGGCAGUGACAGUGCCCUGCAGAUCCACCUGCGUUCACACACAGGUGAGAGGCCCUAUAAGUGUAAUGUCUGUGGCAACCGCUUUACCACCCGCGGCAACCUCAAAGUGCAUUUUCACCGUCAUCGUGAGAAGUACCCGCACGUGCAGAUGAACCCUCACCCCGUGCCAGAGCACCUAGACUACGUCAUCACCAGCAGCGGCCUGCCCUAUGGUAUGUCUGUGCCGCCAGAGAAGGCCGAGGAGGAGGCGGCCGUGCCGGGCGGAGGAGUGGAACGCAAGCCUCUGGUGGCCUCUACCACAGCACUCAGUGCCACAGAGAGCCUGACGCUGCUCUCCACGGGUGCGGGCACAGCCGCGGCUCCUGCCCUCCCUGCUUUUAAUAAGUUUGUGCUCAUGAAAGCAGUAGAGCCAAAGAGUAAAGCUGAUGAAAAUACUCCUCCGGGGACUGAGGCCUCCGCCAUUGCAGGGGUGACAGAAAGUGGCACAGCAACUCGCAUGCAGCUAAGUAAGUUGGUGACUUCCCUUCCCAGCUGGGCACUGCUUACCAACCACUUUAAGUCCACGGGGAGCUUCCCCUUCCCUUAUGUGCUAGAGCCCUUGGGGGCCUCACCUUCUGAGACGUCGAAGCUUCAGCAACUGGUAGAAAAGAUUGACCGACAGGGAGCCGUAGCAGUGGCCUCUACUGCCUCAGGAGCUGCCACCACCUCUGCUCCUGCAGCCUCCUCUUCAGCCUCAUCUGGACCUAACCAGUGUGUCAUAUGCCUGCGAGUGCUCAGCUGUCCUCGAGCACUGCGCCUGCAUUACGGCCAACAUGGAGGUGAGCGGCCCUUCAAAUGCAAAGUGUGCGGCAGAGCUUUUUCUACUCGGGGCAACCUGCGAGCACAUUUCGUGGGCCACAAGGCCAGUCCAGCUGCUCGGGCCCAGAAUUCCUGCCCCAUCUGCCAGAAGAAGUUCACCAAUGCGGUUUCUCUGCAGCAGCACGUUCGAAUGCACCUAGGGGGCCAAAUCCCCAAUGGUAGUACCACGCUCCCUGAAGGGGGGGGAGCUGCCCCGAAGAAUGGCUCUGAGCAUUCUACAGUCCCUGGGGUAGGGGCCUUCCCUCAGCAACCAUCCCAGCAGCCGUCCCCGGAAGAGGAGUUGUCUGAAGAGGAGGAGGAGGAAGAGGAAGAAGAGGAAGAUGUGACCGAUGAAGAUUCUCUGGCAGGAAGAGGCUCAGAGAGUGGAGGCGAGAAAGCGAUAUCGGUCCGAGGUGAUUCCGAAGAGGCAUCUGGAGCGGAGGAGGAAGCGGGGAUGGCGGUGGCGGCAGCCACAGCCGGGAAGGAGAUGGACAGUGAUGAGAAAGCGAUUCAGCCGCCUCCUCUGCCGCCACCACCACCACCACCAGACAGCCUGGAUCAGACACAGCCCGUGGAGCAGGAGGGCAGUGAUGCUGCAGGAGGCACGGAAGAGGGGGGCAGACCAGAGAGGAGCUCGAGCCCGAAGGCAGCUCUCGCCCUUGAAGGGGAAGACAGCAGCGGCACCUUGGUGGAGGAGCUGAGCGGGCAGGAAGUGAUGAGAAAGGAGCCGGGAGAAGGCAGUAGCAGAAAGGCCUGUGAGGUGUGUGGCCAGGCCUCUCUCACCCAGGCAGCUCUGGAGGAGCAUCAGAAGACCCACCCCAAGGAGGGGCCCCUCCUCACUUGUGUUUUCUGCAGGCAGGGCUUUCUCGAGCGGGCUACCCUCAAGAAGCAUAUGCUGCUGGCUCACCACCAGGUACAGCCCUUUGCCCCUCACGGCCCUCAGAAUAUUGCUGCUCUUUCCUUGGUCCCAGGCUGUUCCCCCUCCAUCACUUCCCCAGGGCUCUCCCCCUUUCCCAGGAAAGAUGAUCCUACGAUCCCAUGAGCCUGUGUUUUGUACCUCCUGCCCUUUGACCUAGGUUGCAGAAACUGAGAGCUCUGUAGAAGGACCUCCAAGAUUUAAGAGCCCUUAUUUGUCUUUUUCUUUGAUUUCUUACAUAAUAUGGCCCAAGUGGUUUUUCUCUAGUCCCUGAGCUUGGAAAUUGUUGUGCUUACAGGAGGAUGGCCCCCUGAGGAAUUUUUCUUCUCUCUUCAUUCAUUGUACCUUAGGGAAAUAGAUUGUCUACAGCUUUCACAUUCCCAAGGGAACCCCUCCCCAGCUUCCCUGGGGUGACCCUUCUUCCCCCUCCUCUCUUCCACUCCCUUUCCCUUUGGCAGGUGCAUCUGAGCACCCACAUUUGGAAUUGCAGCCCAGCCCGAAGGGGCCAACAGCUUUCCCUGCAGGGCUCAGUUCCACUCCUCUCUGGUGACCAGGUCAACCUACAGGGCUUCUUGUCCCAAGACACUUCUCAGUUGGUGAGGGUGUGACCCCUGUCUUUCUGGAACCAGUAUGUGGCUUUCCUGUCAAGUGACCUGCCCACCAAGCCUGGGAGUCCCAUCUCCAUCUCCACUAUACUACUUCAGCACCACCAGUGCUAUUUGGCCCAAGAACUGUGGCUGGGAACUUGCCUCCAGCAAUGGGAAUCUGAGAGGCCAAGGAGAAAAGAGUCCUCCUCUUAUUUCCGCCUCCUGCAUCCAAGGCAGUGCCUGAACAGCUUAUAGAAGUAGCAGACUGCACAUUCCUUCUCCUUCCCCCUGGUCCAAGAGGUGCUAGCAGUGAAGCUACAGCGGUAUCUGUAUCUGUGGCUCAGCCCUAUGGGGUAGGGAGAAAUGAAGGACAUACUCUUGCCAGUAGCUCCUUGAUAAUCACAUUAAGGCAAAGGUCAAUAUGCCAAGACAUCUCCAGCUUCUCACAUUCCUUCAUGAUUGCCUCUCAAAAUUAGGAAACAAGUGGAUUUCUUGCCAAGAGGUGUCCCAUGGAAUAUUUUAGGAAAUGUGAAGUUCAUAUCUUGAACAAGCACUGUUGGUGAGGUUAGUUGAAGAAGUAAUGAUGGAGAGUUGAGGAGUGUUACUGAAGUACAGGGCUUUAUAUUGGGAACCUGUGUGAUUAAGAAAGAAACAUGAUGUGAGGUAGUGGACCUCAAAUUCUUGAUUGGAUGGGUUUCAUGAAUGUUCUUUUGUACUAAGUGAUUUAGUGUGCAGCAAUGCACCACAGGUCAUGGGAGAUUUCCUAGCACUAGUGUGCUUCUAGUUUUAGAUAACUCCCUCCUUUAUUCCCUGGCAAUCUUGUAUUUUCCUUCUUUCUCAAGACCCAGUUCCUCCCCAUUUUGCCUAGUCCAUUGACCGGGGCUUAUGUCUUUGCUACUGUCUGGUUCUUAGAGUCCCAGACUUUGGGAGAUGAGCUCCAGCUGGUGUCCUCCCUGCCUCUCCGUCUUAUAAUGAGAUGUAGUAUUUACUCUUAACAUAGGAUCAUUUGGAACAGUUCUGAGGAGGAGAAAGUGUUGGUUCUGCUAGUGACUGACCUGAAUGAUGACUUCUCCUCCGAAGGUGUAGGCUCCAGAGCUUCCUAACAUAGUAAAAUGUGAAGAGCAGACAAGGGAGAUGUUAGUGUCUUUCCCUUUUCAUUAAAAGUGUUUUAACCAAA
Messenger RNA from Miniopterus natalensis, 4690 nucleotides. It is a transcript of the gene SALL2, whose product is annotated as spalt like transcription factor 2. The record is from RefSeq and is a predicted model, not a curated record. Gene Ontology annotation, biological process: regulation of transcription by RNA polymerase II. Gene Ontology annotation, cellular component: nucleus. Gene Ontology annotation, molecular function: DNA-binding transcription factor activity, RNA polymerase II-specific; RNA polymerase II cis-regulatory region sequence-specific DNA binding. Lineage: Eukaryota; Metazoa; Chordata; Mammalia; Chiroptera; Miniopteridae.